Molecule: messenger RNA, 330 nt
Organism: Castor canadensis (American beaver)
Lineage: Eukaryota; Metazoa; Chordata; Mammalia; Rodentia; Castoridae
Source: RefSeq, a predicted model, not a curated record
AUGAAGUACAUAGACUCCAUUGACCUGGAGCAGAUCACCAAAACUGAGGACCCUGUGAAAUUCCACAAAGCUUGGCAGAAGCUGUGCACAGCCGAUGGUGUUCUCGUGCCUGGAGGCUUUGGAAUCAGGGGAACACUGGGAAAACUUCAGGCGAUUUCGUGGGCAAGGACAAAGAAGAUCCCAUUUCUGGGAGUGUGCCUCGGGAUGCAACUAGCAGUGAUAGAGUUUGCAAGAAACUGCCUUAACUUGAAAGAUGCUAAUUCCACAGAAUUUGAGCCAAAUGCCCCAGUUCCUUUGAGCUCGCUGUGCAUGGUCAUGAUUGGCCUGUAG